Mya arenaria is the source of this 525-nucleotide messenger RNA. RefSeq names its product tRNA pseudouridine(38/39) synthase-like. NCBI's taxonomy places the organism in Eukaryota, Metazoa, Mollusca, Bivalvia, Myida, Myidae. Gene Ontology annotation, biological process: mRNA pseudouridine synthesis; tRNA pseudouridine synthesis. Bases 1 to 525 code for a protein of 174 amino acids. The transcript is spliced from 5 exons. Gene Ontology annotation, molecular function: pseudouridine synthase activity; RNA binding. Gene Ontology annotation, cellular component: cytoplasm; nucleus. The record is from RefSeq and is a predicted model, not a curated record.
AUGCUGGCACAGAGGAAGUGGAACACACUAAGCGAACUGUUCCAGGCCCUUAUAAAGUGCAAGCUUAUUGAGUCCAAGUAUGCACAUCUUUCAGUUACCCAGACAAAAGUUGUCUUUCUUGAUGUACGCAGCAACUUGCUGUCGGGGGUUGGGGUGAAGGUGAGAGAAGGGAUGACAGCGCAUGAAAGACCUGGUUCAGCUGCAGGAGAAGAACGUACAAGUAUUUCUUCCCCAAAGGAGACCUUAAUAUACUGCUCAUGGAAUAAGCUGGCAAAAACAUUGAUUGGCGAAUAUGACUUCCGCAACUUCUGCAAAUUCAAUGUUAAAGAUGGCAUUACAAACUAUGUUCGAAAAAUCAUGGAGGUUGAAGUCAAGACUCUAGAUGAGACCGAUGACAGAUUCACAAUGUGCGAACUCACGAUCGUCGGGAGGGCGUUCCUGUGGCAUCAGAUUCGCAGCAUCUUCUCUGUUGAAGUGAAUAAACCAAACUUCACUGUUAGUUCGUCUCGGGUCCAAAAUUACUAA